Messenger RNA from Nematostella vectensis (starlet sea anemone), 1160 nucleotides. Its product is annotated as transmembrane protein 53. The transcript has 2 exons. Lineage: Eukaryota; Metazoa; Cnidaria; Anthozoa; Actiniaria; Edwardsiidae. The record is from RefSeq and is a predicted model, not a curated record. The coding region runs from base 178 to 1086 and encodes 302 amino acids.
AAGACCACAUGCAGUCAAUGGGGCAAGUUUGUCUAGUGUAACCUUCAUCUAAGUUUGGGGCACGAGAAGAAGAAAGGGCAACAUAGGCCUGUAUUUGCUUCUGCGUGCACCAGGCAGGCAGCCGAUACCGACACAUAGUUUAUUUCGCAUGGGGGGGCCUGCCGCGGGGCAUUCAAGAUGGCGUUGUCUUGUUGUCGUGCCGCGUUUUCUUUGGGACAGGGAGGGAUCAAAGUCCUACACCACCACGCAAGAAGCACUUCAUUAAUAUCACCACGGAAAAACUUCCAUAAUUCAAUUCGUAGUUUGAGUUCAUACAACACAGUACAGAAGAAGCAUGGAGUAACUGUGCGCCAUGCGAUAAACCACGACACACCUGUUGUUAUCAUCUUGGGUUGGAACAGCUCAAAAGACAACCAUCUAAGAAAAUACAGUGAACUGUUCGAGAAAAGACAUUUUAGCACUGUCAGAGUAACUGCCAAUCCAUUCAACACGUUUUUCCGAAGUGGUUCAAAAGUAAAAUUUAUCAGUCAUUAUAUUCUGAAGACCCUUAGCGAGUAUAACCUAACAGAAAAACCUGUUUUUCUCUAUUCCUUUAGUAAUGGAGGCUGUGCUAUGUAUUUCCACAUUAUGGAAGCACUGACAAAAUCAGAUUCAGAAUUUUUUAAUACCAUCAAUAUCAGAGGAAGUAUUUUUGACAGUUGCCCAAUCAACCCAAAUAUAGAGAGCGUCAAAUUAGUCCAGUCAAGUGUAACUGAUAAUGUGAAAAAUCCAAUUGCUAAAGCAGCUAUUUGGUAUAGCUUAGGGAUUUUUACCCCUUUAGUUGUUUAUCUGAAUCCAACAGUCAAGAAGUUUAUGUCAGAACUAGAACAAGCUCCACUACAUUCUCCUCAACUAGUACUGUACUCUAAGUCUGAUAGACUUGCCCCGUACAAGGAUAUAGACAAGUAUGUCUUGGUGAGGAGAGCACUGGGCGUGUCAGUGACGGCAAAGUGUUGGGAGAAGUCUGGCCAUGUCAACCAUAUGAGAGAACAUCCUGAAGAGUACAUUAAGUAUUUAAAUGAGUUUCUUGACCAUUGCUUGAGAUAAACAAUUAGUUAAAAGAAUGUAAGUGCCAUGAACCACCAUUAAAGGUAAUAAAAUUAUAUGUUUGAACUUUGUUA